AUGCAGGAGCAGACAAUGCCUAGGAGCAAUGCUUAUCUUUCAGCUACGAUCUCUGAAUCGGAGUCGGGGCUAGUGGAGUUGGGAACUAUGCCGCCUGAAGGCCAGGUAGUUGGCGAGUUGGCGGUUGGUAGUGUUAUUUCGGUCAUGAUUAGUGGUCAAAAAGAAGAGAUUGCGGAGAUUUUUCGCUGUUGUCCGAAUAGGGAAUGCUCGGUGCAUAGUCCGGUGGGACAUCGAUUGGCGCUGUAUUCGAACGCUCUUUUUUGUCUAACCCAUCAUAAUCCUGGGGUUAGUGUAUCGGGGUUUAAGGCUAUUUGUGCAUUUGAACGAAGUAUUUUGGCGUUGGUGGCCAAAAAAGAUAAGAUACCAUUGCAUUUCACAAACUUUGAUCUUUAUUGCGAGCAGGAGAUCGAAUCUUUGUCUCUAGCAGUAUUUAAUCAUUUGAUGAAGCGCAACGCUAGCGUGGCUUUGGAUGAAGAAGUCUUCGCGGAAAUCUUAGACUUGCUCUACUUGCGUAAGGAGUUUGAAAGGUUCUUUAUUGUCUACAAUCUCAAGGGAAAACAUACUCUUAAAACCUUCAAGUUGGCUUUGCUGGCUUCCCUGCACAAACAAGGCCGGACGCCGCAAUGGGUCUUUGGCCGGCUGCUGGAGUAUCUGCGCUUGGAACCGGCUGCGACUUUGCCCAUUGGUGGCGAGCAGCUGCCCGAUAUUGCUACGAUUGAAGAGACCAGAGAUGCCGCGGGACUGCCGGCUAAAACGCGCUUGGAAAUAUAUGCCGGCAUGCGUGCCUGGUUCAACAGGGAGUACAAGGAGCACCACUGGCAAGUAUCCAUGCGCACCUGGCAGGAAAGCCGCAAAACUGAGGGGUCCUCUGAAGCAAUGCUAAGUCUCUGCAUGAAACUCCGGAAGUAUGAUGAAGGCUGGCAGAUUUAUCGCGAGUCAAUUGCCGAUGGUUUGUCUGACCUGCGCAUGGUCCGGCUUUCAGCACGAGUCAUUCACUUGAUGAUUUGCGCGGUAAAUGCUCGGGCCGUGGAUAAUUGGACCGAACGCAUUGUUGAGGUCUGUAGUGUGGUUAGCCGACUGGAUAUUGAUGAGAUGGAGAGGAUUCAAAAUACUUUCUCGAUUCUCUUGCAUUUAGAGAGGUACGAUAACAUCUCCUACAUUGCCAGCCAAGUGAUUCGUCAAUAUCCUGAGAAGCUAAUGAAUAGCACGACUUACUGUCUGAUCAUCAAGAACACUAUCCAAGUCACGACCCAGUACCAAAAGGAAAUGCUACAAGAGAUAAAUCGGGGCCAAACUCCAGACAUCAUCAAAGGAGCGAUCUUUCUCUAUGAAGUUUGGAAGCGCAGCAGUGCCCGUGGAGUUUUUUCAACGCUGUUUGUCGGCCGCUCCGCUGCGUGCAUUGAGGCGUACGCCAUGACUUUAAAACUGGCCGUGCUCCUACGGUCUAAACAGACAGUUUAUAAGGUCUGCUUGGACAUAUGGAAUAGUGGCGUUUCUCUCUCUCAGUCCAUGGUAGAAACUCUCGGCAACCUGCAUCAAGAGCAAGGAUGUAAUUGCACUACGUAUGGAUCAGAAACAGCUAUUUAUUCCAGGGGCUAUUUAACCCACGUAUUAUCUUUACUAACACCAAACCAAUAA
Nematocida homosporus is the source of this 1638-nucleotide messenger RNA. RefSeq lists its product as uncharacterized. Bases 1 to 1638 code for a protein of 545 amino acids. The transcript has a single exon. The record is from RefSeq and is a predicted model, not a curated record. NCBI's taxonomy places the organism in Eukaryota, Fungi, Microsporidia.